Messenger RNA from Lachnellula hyalina, 645 nucleotides. It is a transcript of the gene spf31, whose product is annotated as J domain-containing protein. Lineage: Eukaryota; Fungi; Ascomycota; Leotiomycetes; Helotiales; Lachnaceae. The coding region runs from base 1 to 645 and encodes 214 amino acids. The record is from RefSeq and is a predicted model, not a curated record. The transcript is spliced from 3 exons.
AUGACUAUCAAGCCCCAAAUAGCUGACGAUGAUAUCGAUGCACUUGAAGCUCUUGAUACCGAGGAAAAGGAGUUCAUCAAAGAUGCAGAAAUUGAUCGCAUUUUGAAAGCCUUCCGUCUAGAUGCCUACGCAGUCCUCGACCUCCAACCCGGAGUCCCAGAAUCCGACAUCAAGAAAUGCUAUCGCGUCAAAUCCCUCAUAAUCCAUCCCGACAAAACGCGCAAUCCCCAAGCCCCCGAUGCCUUUGACCGUCUCAAAAAAGCACAGACAGAACUCAUGGAUGAGAAGCACCGCGAACGCCUCGAUGAAGCCAUCGCGGACGCGCGCACGCUCCUCAUCCGCGAGAACAAGUGGACGGUCGAUAGUCCCGAGCUGCGGACCGAGCAGUUUGCGAAGGAUUGGAGGGAGAAGUCUAAGCUGGUGAUGAUUGAGAAUGAGCAUAGGAGACGGAGGCAGGUGAAGGCGCAGAUGCAGGAGGAGGGUAGGGAGCAGAAGAAGGCGGAUGAGGAGUUGGAUCUGCGCAAGAGGAAGAGGGAGCAUGAGCAGGAUUGGGAGAGUACGAGGGAGCAGCGGAUUGGGAGUUGGAGGGAUUUCCAGAAGGGCGGCGAGAAGAAGAAGAAGAAGAAGGCGAAGCCUAUUGGUUAG